Messenger RNA from Guillardia theta CCMP2712, 744 nucleotides. RefSeq lists its product as hypothetical. Lineage: Eukaryota; Cryptophyceae; Pyrenomonadales; Geminigeraceae. The record is from RefSeq and is a predicted model, not a curated record. Bases 1 to 744 code for a protein of 247 amino acids. The transcript has 11 exons.
AUGCUCUUAGUGAACCAGACAAGAUGUCAGACCGAGAAGAAAGAAAGAGAUCAGAUAGAGAUCCCUCCGACGACGACGACGAGCGGGAGGAGAGAAGUGGACACCGGGGUGAUGGGGAAAGGGGCAGGUAAGGCUGGAACAUCAAGUCCUUACAUCUCCCUACCUGCAAGUUUGCUGGGCUGGCAAGAGGAAGAAGCGCGAGAGAAGCGAAUCCAGCAGCUCCAGCAGCUCCAGCAGCAGCUCCAGCAGCAGAAGGCAGACAAGAGGAAAAAAGACAAGAAGAAGAAGAAAGACAAGAAGAAGAAGAAGGACAAGAAGAAGAAGAAGGACAAGAAAGAAAAGAGAAAAUCGAAUCUUAACGACCAGUGUGGACAAUAUGGUUUCAUUCGAGUCUCAGAAAAGUUUGUGAAACAGGAGGAAUUCCGAGCAUGGUUAUGUGAGCACAAAGGAAUAGAUUACGGGAUGCUGGCACCGAAAGAAUUGGAUGACAUGUGGGCAACGUUUGUUGAAGACUUCAAUACAGCGACUUUACCUCACGUGAAAUAUUACAAUCUCCGUGCGUGGGAAGUGCAAUCUGCCAGCAAAAAGAGCAAAGAUGACCGAAAGAAGAAGGACAAGAAAAAGAAAAAGAAUGAGAAGGAUACGGUCAUGGAGAGAGAUGAAGAUAUCAGGCAUCAAGCCAAAGAGAAGGAGGCCAUGGCCAAAAUCUUGGAGAUGGCAAUGCAAGCUAGGCAGAACAAGUGA